Molecule: messenger RNA, 2301 nt
Organism: Acanthopagrus latus (yellowfin seabream)
Lineage: Eukaryota; Metazoa; Chordata; Actinopteri; Spariformes; Sparidae
Gene: prokr1b
Product: prokineticin receptor 1b
Exons: 2
Coding region: 21-1139 (372 amino acids)
Biological process (GO): neuropeptide signaling pathway
Cellular component (GO): membrane
Molecular function (GO): neuropeptide Y receptor activity
Source: RefSeq, a predicted model, not a curated record
AGAGUCUACCAACAGGCAAGAUGGAUCACUACAUGGACAACUAUGAUAUGGACUAUGGCAUCCCUCCUGGUGAUAUCCCAGACACCACACAGGGCCAGGCCUUCUUUGUGGCCACCAUCGUCAUUGGUUUGGUGCUUGUCUGCAUCAUGCUCGUCUGUGGUUUGGGAAACUUCAUAUUCAUCGCCACGCUGACGCGCUACAAAAAGCUCCGCAACCUCACCAACCUGCUCAUCGCCAACCUGGCCAUCUCGGACUUCAUUGUGGCAGUGGUGUGCUGCCCGUUCCUGGUGGACUACUAUGUGGUGAAGCAGCUCUCCUGGGAUCAUGGUCUAGUGCUGUGCGCCUCUGUCAACUAUCUCCGGACAGUGUCACUCUACGUGUCCACGAACGCAUUGCUUGCCAUUGCAGUUGACAGGUUCAUGGCUAUAGUCCAUCCUCUGCGGCCUCGUAUGAAGUAUCAAACCGCCUACUGCCUGAUAACAGGGGUAUGGAUUGUCCCCAUUCUGAUAUCUAUUCCCUCUGCUUACUUUGCCUCUGAGACCAUGUAUCCUCAUGGUGGCACCACCCCCACCACUCACAAAGUCUUCUGUGCCCAGAUCUGGCCUGUUGACCAGCAGGCCUACUACCGGUCCUACUUCUUGUUUGUUUUUGCUGUGGAGUUUGUUGUGCCUGUAAUCAUCAUGGCUAUGUGUUACGCACAAAUUUCACGUGAGCUCUGGUUCAAGAAUGUCCCAGGUUUUCAGACGGAGCAGAUCAGGAAGCGGUUGCGUUGUCGCCGCAAGACAGUGAUGGUCCUGAUAGCGAUCUUGACAGCAUACAUCCUAUGCUGGGCACCGUACUAUGGCUUCACCAUCCUGCGAGAUUUCCAUCCGACACUCAUCUCCCGUCAGAAGAACUCACUCGUCGCCUUCUACAUCAUAGAGUGUAUUGCAAUGAGCAACAGCAUGAUCAAUACCUUUUGUUUUGUCAGUGUCAAGAACAACACAGUUAAGUACCUGAAGAAGAUUGUACUGCUGCGGUGGAGGUCAACAUAUGCCCCCAAUAAGACUGUAGACGAGAUGGAUAUUCGGACCUCCUCCAUGCCUGUAACGGAAGAAAUUGAGUGCAUUCACCUGAGGUGUAGAGAAGAAAACCUGUAAUACAACACUCGUUUAGAUUUGGACUGCUGAUAUGCAGAAGCCACAUGACGUUUGACCGUCAUGAUUUUAACAUGGCACAUUUCUCAUGUUUAAAUCACAUUUUGGAAAGAUUAUAGGCAUCCUGAACCACAAGGAAAGGUCAAACCCUCACAAUAUAUUGAUUACUGGAGUCACAUAGCUCUGAUGGAUUGUUGAGUCUCAUUGCUAAGUUACCAUAUACCGACACUAUGGGUUGGUAUAAUGUCCCAAAUUCUCACCCAGAGUGUUGGUGAUUGACUCAACAAUCAACUCUUCCUCUCCAGAACUGUCAUCCAUACUUAGAGCUUACUACACAUGGUACUGCUGUUUGGAGUAUUAUGAGAAUGUAAUUGUUUUGCAUACAGUGACUAUAAACUUGUGAUAUGUGAUAUGUUGUAGCAUGUGGAUAAGACGGUAGCUUUGUAAAUAACAGCUACUUCUGGUCUCUACUGAUCCACGAUGAUGACUACAUAAAGUUAAUCAGUGUAUCUCUUAUAUCUGUGUUGCUUGUGUUGCUUUUCAUUAAAGUCAAAUAAGACUUAAUACUAAAAUAAUUUAACUGACAACCAUUUUGUACCUUUAUUUGUGUUUUUUUUUUUUUGCUUUUCUUUUUGCCUCUAAGAAAUGAUUAAUGAUUUGUCAGUAGAGAUGUAAUUAUGUGGAAUGUAGCGUAUUGAGAAGGUCUUUCGAAUGUCCUAAAGAGAAAAUAUUUGUUUCUUGUUUAUCUGUCUGUGAAAAGAGUUGCAUGCUUUCUUUGUACAUGAAUAAAUGUGUGCUUAUGUUAAUAAACAAUGCAAUACUGGAAAGAAAACUAUAAUUAGAUUUGUUUUUUUCCUGUAUAUUGCCAUUCCCUGUAUAAAAUCGAUGGACUUUAUCAUCAGCUGUUGAUCUUUAAAUGUGUGAUACUUUACAGCAUACAGCAUUGCAAUUAUCAUCAUAAACCUUGUCAUGUAUGGACAUGAACAUAAAUAGUUCUGGGACAAAGAUCAGCAAUCUCAUUUGUUUUUUUUUUGUUUUUUUUCAACUGUCCCAGGUUUCUUGAAGACUUGUUUAUGUAAUAAAUAUUAGAAUCAGGAGUGGUGGGAUUUAUCACUCAGUUAUGCAUAGUCUCACUCAGUACGGUUAUUUAAAAAAGUAAAUUUAC